Molecule: messenger RNA, 1464 nt
Organism: Effrenium voratum
Lineage: Eukaryota; Dinophyceae; Suessiales; Symbiodiniaceae
Source: the annotation of a GenBank genome assembly
AUGACCCUGCGCUUUGCUUGGGUGCUCGUUACGGCAUCAUUGCAGUUCGCUUCAGGCACCGUCCAGCGCUUCAGCGUCUUUUCGGAUCCGAUUUUUCUUCGCCCCAGCGAGGUGCACAAUCGGUAUGUUUUGCCCAAGGCGUUGCCUGAGCAGAUCGUGAAACAGUUUGCAAACCAGACCAUGCACGUCAAAAGUUUGCAGCUGGACAUCUUGCUGGUGAACAACACGACAGGGGAGAAGACGCCUGCGCCCCUUUACAAAACCUACAACCACCAUCACGGCCUCAUGCUGGGAUCGCACGACGACCUCAUGCAGAUGUACAAGUACGCUCAGGGCAAGGACCCUUUUGACCCCAGCCUUUACCCGAACCAAACGGAUGCUUUCCAGGUACGUGAGCUUGCGCAUGCGCAGGCGCAUGCACAUGCAAGUGUGCACGGCGCAUGCAUGAUGAAGCGCCGUUCUUUCGAGUCCCUCAUCAACUCCGCGCUCCCACAAGCGAAGCGCUCGAGUGUGACGGUGUUCGGGGGUGCCAGCGGCGCGGAGUACCGGGGGACCUCCUCCAAACUGGCAGGACCCUACACCUACGGUGUGGACAGCCCUGAGGGCUUUAUGGCAUUGAUCCACUUCAUCAACACUCACGGUGCGCCAGAAAGCAAGAAGCUCUGGGAAUGUCCUUGCACCACCGAUCGCAACAUCAACAUCUCCAAUGGCACCAUUGAUGGCAAGGUGCCGGUCGCCUUUGAUUGCUCCGAGCAGCUGCUCCAAGAGAGGAACACAGCCUGCAGUUUGGCCACCUAUCAGGGCGGCUACAGGUGCUGUGAGCACGGAGUCUUCCUCACCGAGGCGCCCCAUCCCCGGGGGCCGAUACAGCAGAUCGAGGCGAAGUUCACCUUCGAGUUCUAUGCGCCAGAUGCCCCCGAGGUCAAGAGUGCUCGUCGCACCAUGCAGCCCUCUUGCUGCGAUGCAACGCAGCCCAAGCUGGAGGAGAGGAGCAUCUUCACGGGGGGCAACGUGGAAUACGACGUCCCGCAAUGCGCCCCGGGGACACCUCCUGAGCAGUGCGAGCACGUGCUGAGCAACAUCGAGUUCUUUGACGUGUCUGGGGAUAAUGCCAGUGAUUCAGAGGAAGAGUUUGAAUUAGUUCAUGCCUGGGGCCACCAGCACGUGGGUGGGAACGGCCUGGAGCUCUACAAGGAGUCCACCGGCGAGCUUUUGUGCAGGACCCAUCCCAAAUAUGGCGCUGGCAAGAAAGCGGGCGACGAGAGGGGCUUCGUGGUGGGCAUCCCACCUUGCGUCUGGGGCCCGCCCCCUCUGAAACCUCCACCACGCUUGCGACGCUCAGACCACAUGCGCACGGUGGCCAGGUACAAUUCCACCCAAAGUCACCAUGGAGUGAUGUCCCUGUGGUUCUUGACUGCCACUCCGGUGAAGUCCCAGGGCGCGAGGGAGGAGUACUUGAUUUGA